Messenger RNA from Frankliniella occidentalis (western flower thrips), 1993 nucleotides. RefSeq names its product espin-like. Gene Ontology annotation, molecular function: actin filament binding. The annotation marks the transcript as partial. The transcript has 5 exons. Gene Ontology annotation, biological process: actin filament bundle assembly. NCBI's taxonomy places the organism in Eukaryota, Metazoa, Arthropoda, Insecta, Thysanoptera, Thripidae. Gene Ontology annotation, cellular component: cytoplasm. The record is from RefSeq and is a predicted model, not a curated record.
GCCGCCCCCGUCGUGCCAGCCGCCCCCACCACCCCCGCAGCCCCGGCGCCGCCCUCGCCACACGGGCUGGCCGCCGGCCUGCAGAGCGCCAUCGCGGGACUCAACAGGUCCGGCGCUCUGGACCACUAUCAGGAGCUAUCGGGCGGCUCCUCGGCUCCGCCGCCCCCGCCGCUCCCGGAGAGCGCCGCCCCCGCGCCGCCCCUGGCCCCGGGGCCGCCCUCGCCGACGGCGCAGCGGAAGCAGCACCAGCCGCUCUCCGCCAUCUCCAUCCAGGACCUCAACAGCGUCCAGCUGAGGAAAACCCUCGCCUCCAAGACCCUGUCCGCGCCGGCCCUCCGCCCGCCAGGCCCCGCUCCAGCCAUGCUGCAGUCCGGUAAAGGAGCCGCAGACCAGAACAAGCAGGACUUGAUCGCCGAGCUCAAGAUGAGCAAGGACAUCACGGGGAUCAAGAAGCUCAAGGUGGAGCGGGCGCGCACCGAGGAGCGCCACGAGAAGGAGAUCAUCUCGGAGAUCAGCAAGCAGCUCACCGCGACGCAGUUUGUCGAGAAGGUGCCCGAGACGGACGCGACGGGCAACCUCAUCCCGCCUUGGAAGCGGCAGAUGCUGGCGCGCAAGGCGGCCGAGCGCGCGCGCAAGGAGAUGGAGGAGAAGCUGCAGCGGGACGCGGAGCAGAAGAGGCUGUCGGCAAUCCCGGCCUGGAAGCGGCAGCUCCUCGCCAAGAAGGAGGAGGUCACCGACAAGGUCGGGCUGUACACCCCGCGGGUGGACGAGAAGCGUCCGGAGCCAGGCGACGCGGCCUACACCAAGCCCCAGCAGCAGCCCGAGCAGCAGGCCAACGGCCAGACCAACGGCCACCACGAGGACAGCAGCAACAAGGAGAACAGCGUGCCUCCGGGACAGCCUGCGCAGCACAACUUCGAGGACAGAUCGGACACCGCCAGCGAGACGGGCAGCAAGGACGGCGAGGACUGCCCGCCUCAGAUCAUCCCUUGGCGAGCGCAGCUCAGGAAGACCAACAGCACUCUGUCCCUGCUCGAAUGACGAAAUGCUCAAGCCUCAGAGUGUAUAUUUGUUAUGUUUUAAAUUAUUUAUUUUUGCUUCAUGCAGCUCUUUCCUUUCUCAGUAGCAGCACUUUUUAUGAAUGUCAUGUAGCGGUCAGUCGGUGCUGUGCUCAAGAUGAGACGUGACUGAAUUUUGUAGAACUGACGUAAAACUUAAUGGACAACAAACAUUUUGACUUGGGUGGAGAUUGUUAGUGGUUUCUCAAUCUUAGUCAUCAUUAUACUGUCACUUACAAUCUUACCCCUUGAAAUAUGACAUAGUAAUGAGGAGGGAUUGCCAUGUAAAUUUUAGGAAAAGGCCUUGCUUGCAUGAUCUACAAGUCAUUUGUCAAAUGCCACCCAUGCUAUCUAGUGAUCUAUGCCUGUAAUAUAAGUCAUUGUUUUUAAUUGUUAUUGUAGAUGCCUAAGCUCGUUUGCAUUUGGACAAUCUUGUUUCACUUCCUUCAAUUUUGAAUUUGGACUAUCGCAAAACGCAAACAUUCAAGGCGUUUAUAGCAAUGCCAUCACGGAAACUGAUUGAUUGGCCAAUCACGACUUACCAUUCUCAUGUUUUGAAGGAAGGUAUGUCAAAUUUUCAAAAACUUAAAUUCCUCAACUAUAGAGACAACAGAUUUAUUUUUCACUAUACCUGAAAAACAGUAACAUUUGGGUUACUUGCUAAAACAGUCUUUAAAGUGCUUUCAUAAAUAAAUAAAAUGUGUAUGCUCAGUUUCUCUGCACAUAGUACUGCUGGUUAGUUUAAAUUUCAGUUGUCAUCAUAAUACCUAUAAUGUAACUUCCGCCCUGUAUAAAAUGCAUUUAUUUUAAGCUUUCAAAUGGUAUUAUAGGCCUCAAGUAUAGGUGCUGUAAAUAGAUCUAUUUUUAGAAUUUUAUAUAAUUAUCAUAAUGUAUACUUUAAAGUAAAUUUUAAAAUAAAAUUAUUAUCAAUUCAA